This is a messenger RNA of Trichobilharzia szidati, 2136 nucleotides long. The record is from the annotation of a GenBank genome assembly. Lineage: Eukaryota; Metazoa; Platyhelminthes; Trematoda; Strigeidida; Schistosomatidae.
UGUAAUCGUAUUGGAAAGAAAGGUUGAAUAGUCUUAUGGAAUUGGAAGAAAUCGAUACCAUCCCAGAUGAUAUAUGUGAAGAGUUCGAUAUCAAUCGGUCGUCUGAUCAAAAUUCUAUCAGGAUAUCCGGAUAUGUGAGUAAACCUCCAAAUCUCUUAUCAUCUGAUCUAUCAUCACCAGUGAUGAAUUCCUCCUUGACACUGUCAUCAUCGUUAUCGUCAUCAAGCGGAAAACGUCGUACUUCAUCUGUCUGUGGUCAUUCUUCAUCGGAAAGGCAAUUUAUUUAUGUCAAUGGUCGACCAUGUGAUCUCCCAAAGUUAACACGUUUAGCUACAGAUCUAUGGCGUCGUUGUUCUCGAGAAGCUUAUUCAUCAAUCACCUCUGGGAUAAGUUUACCUAAUCGGAGUACAUAUGCUUCAUUUCCAGUACUUGUAUUAAUGUUAACUAUGCCUACAAAAACUGUUGAUAUAAAUUUAACUCCAGACAAAAGGACUCUAUUAUUACAUCAUGAGAAUUAUGUUCUGGCAUUAGCUAAAGCAGUACUUGUCAAGACUUUAUUUAAUUCUAUUGGAAUGGAUAUCGAUAGUCUAUCACAGUCAAGAUUAAAUCUCAAUGAAUCACAGAUUGUAACAAUGACGAAUAGUCAUGCUGGGAAUGAUUGUGAAGAUGAUGAUGUUGGCGGUGAUAGUGUCUUCGGUGGCUCUCAGGAAGUCUCUUUUUCUACUCCAACGUAUCCACGUCAAUCUACUCUAUCAGAUAAUGGUGUAUCAUCAACUAAAAGAGCACACUAUUCUGAAGAUAUACAGUCAGCACAGAUAGAAAUAAUAAAUCUUACGCCUGAAACAUCUAUACGUCAAUCCAGAGAAGAAAAUAUCCCCUUGGAAAGUAGUCAACCAGUUGAUUCCCAAGAAGGUGAUGUAGAAAAUUGUGAUGAAAUUGACAAUAUGGAGGAUCAGAUAUAUUUCAGCAAUAUACAUUUAGAAUCAACGGAAGUGAAUUUUUCUAUGGAUGAUUUACGUAAUCGAUGGAGUGAACUGCUACAGGCAUUGUCAUCUACUCAUGGAAUCGAUCAAUCAUCCAGGGAUAAUGUUGUCGGUUAUGUUGAUGAGCAGAAUAAUAAUAAUAAUACCAAUAAUGACUACUGUGAUGAAGGGAAUUUUUCAUUUGGACAAUUUCGGGCUACAGAAGAUAAAGAAGCAGAAAAUGAAUUGACAAUGUAUUUCAAAAAAGAAACAUUCAAUAGCCUACAAGUACUUGGACAAUUUAAUCUUGGCUUUAUUAUUGCACGUCAUCAUAACGAUUUAUUCAUUAUUGAUCAACAUGCCAGUGAUGAAAAAUAUCGAUUUGAACAGUUGGCUGAAAAUUAUCGAUUUAAAAGUCAACCUUUAGUUGUGCCACAGAAAUUACAUUUAACCAUUGCCAAUGAACAAAUAUUAAUCAGUAAUUUGGAUGUAUUCGCGAAAAACGGAUUUGCAUUUCGUAUUAACUAUAAUGAACCCCUUGGUGAACAAGUGUUUCUUGUCGCCGCACCAAUGUUAGAGAAUAAACUAUUCAGUUACAGAGAUAUUGAAGAAAUGCUGUUCGUUUUAUCAGAAACGUGUACUAAAAAAUGUCGUCCAUCUCGUUUGAGAGAUAUACUCGCUUCAAAAUCAUGUCGUAGUGCUGUUAUGAUUGGGACUGCAUUAGAUCAUAAGAAAAUGAAACGAAUUUUAACAAAUAUGAGUACAAUGGAUCAUCCUUGGAAUUGUCCACAUGGGCGUCCAACUAUGCGGCAUCUUUUUCAUUUAGGCAUCUUAGAUAAAGAAUAACUGGUUAAGUCGUCUUAGAUUUCAGAUAUAUACCUGCACACACCCUCUUCCAAAUUCUUCUUAACAAAUUUACUUUUUUAUUAGAACUUUUAUUUCUUAGAGAGAAGAUUUUAAAAAAAUUGAUUUGUCCUUAUUUUUUUAUCGUUAUCCUCUUCGAAACUGUAAUUUGGAAAAAAUUUAAAUGUUUUUAGUUAUUAUAGAGGUAUAGAUAUCGAUCUUUUAUACUCUGAGGGUCAUUUGUAUUUACCCUCACACACUCCCACCACCUUCCAGAUUUUUCUAUGCAUUUGUAAACUAUUCGUCUAUUUUUAAUAAUAAAAAAAUUAUA